AUGGGAGAAAGCAGCACAGGGAACCAAAGACGGAUCUAUGUCGUCAACAGCGCUCAGGCUCAGGCUGGCGACGUCGUAACCGGUACAUUUCCUAUAAACUCGGUGCUUGGUUCAGUAUUAUUUGAUACGGUAGCUACCAAUUCCUUUAUAUCAUCUACAUUUGCGGAUAGAUUGAAGUUAUGGCCUACUAGUAAGUUAGACUUAAAUGUGAGAACUGCCUCGGGGAUAGUGAUAGCCUGUAAGGAUGGAUAUGACAACAUUUCGAUAGAGAUUGCGGGAUUCAAUUGUCCCGGAAAUCUUAUUCGUUUUGAGUUAGAGGGCAUCGAUGUGGUACUCGGGAUGGACUGGUUGGAUAUGUAUAAGGCUCAAAUUGUUUGUAAUGAGCGAAAGGGGUGUGAAGUGUACCUCUGCUUGGUGCAAGACGCUGAGAUAGAAGAACCGGAGAUCAAUCAAAUCCCAGUAGUGCGGGAAUUUCCCGACGUGUUUCUAGAGGAUCUCACGGAAAUGCCCCCGGAGAGGGAAGUGGAAUUCACUAUUGAUCUCGUACCAGGAACCGCGCCAAUCUCAAAAGCGCCUUAUCGAAUGGCACCAAAAGAGAUGGAAGAACUGAAGGCUCAAUUGGCAGAGUUAUUGGAAAAAUGA
This is a messenger RNA of Ipomoea triloba (trilobed morning glory), 642 nucleotides long. RefSeq lists its product as uncharacterized. The transcript is spliced from 2 exons. Bases 1 to 642 code for a protein of 213 amino acids. NCBI's taxonomy places the organism in Eukaryota, Viridiplantae, Streptophyta, Magnoliopsida, Solanales, Convolvulaceae. The record is from RefSeq and is a predicted model, not a curated record.